This is a messenger RNA of Colossoma macropomum (tambaqui), 4842 nucleotides long. Its product is annotated as alpha-2-macroglobulin-like. Gene Ontology annotation, molecular function: endopeptidase inhibitor activity. The record is from RefSeq and is a predicted model, not a curated record. NCBI's taxonomy places the organism in Eukaryota, Metazoa, Chordata, Actinopteri, Characiformes, Serrasalmidae. The coding region runs from base 160 to 4476 and encodes 1438 amino acids. The transcript is spliced from 34 exons. Gene Ontology annotation, cellular component: extracellular region.
ACGCUAUGUUUUCAGUGUAGCCAAAAUGUGUUGCUCAAAAGGAUUAAUCAUUGAUGAGAUGAUGAGUCCAAAUGUUUGAGGUGAACCUCCUGUGGGCUGAACGACCUUUUAAAAAGGCAGUGAAGCUUCUGAACCUGGUGUUGGUGACUAGACUUUAUCAUGGUGGCCCGUGGGUUUCUCGUACAGGAAGGGCUACUGUUAGCCUGCUUCCUCUUUCUCUCUGUGCAUGGACAAACCUCAGGACCGUAUUUCAUGGCGACGUUUCCUGCAGUGAUAGAGUCUGGAUCUGAGGCUACACUGUGUACGAGUCUUCUGAAGCCUAAUGAGACUCUGCAAAUGACCAUUUAUCUGGUUCACGGCAGCCAGAACAGAAUAAUUCUACAGGAGAGAGUGGAGGAAGAAUUCCACCGCUGCUCUCAGUUUAAGGCUCCACAGGUUGAGGGUCAAUCAGUGCAGGAGAUCAGAGUAGCAGUCAAAGGUGAAAGUUUUAAGAUGACAGAGAAAAGAAAAGUUAUGUUUAAAUCCUACAACCCACUGACAUUCAUUCAGACUGAUAAACCAAUCUACAACCCCGGCCAAACAGUGAAUUUCAGAGUGGUCACUGUGGAUGCUAAUUUUGCACCACUUAAACAAGAGUACAGCGUACUGACACUUGAGGAUAAUAAAGGUAACAGGAUUGGUCAGUGGACGAAAGUGUCCUCAACAGGCCUGAUAGUGCAGCUUUCACACAAGCUGAAUCCUGAGGCUCCUGAGGGCCAGUAUAAAGUGAAGGCUAACAUUGGGGAUAGGUCAAUCACACAUAACUUUAAAGUGAAGAAGUAUGUUUUACCCAGAUUUGAGAUCACAGUGAAAACACCAAAACAACAGAGUGUUGGAGAGGAGGAACUGAAGAUCGAGGUUUGUGGAAAGUACACUUACGGACAGCCAGUACCUGGUAAAGCUCUGGUGCAAGUGUGCCGGAAAUUUAAACACCGUUUUCAUCAGGGUGUUGCCAUGAUUUCACCGUGCCUGGUUGAAACUGUAGAGAUGAAAGAGAACGGAUGUGCCUCUCUUGUAUUCAACAUGUCACAUUUCAUCAGUUCUGAAUUUGAACGAUAUUUGAAAGAUUCUCUUGACGCUACUGUUACAGUGACAGAGGAAGGAACAGACAUUUCCAUGGAAAAAUCUCAAUCUAUAAAGAUCACUUAUGAAAUUGGUAAAGUUGAGUUUCUCGAUUUACCCAAAAACUUUGAACCGGACACACUUUUAAAGGGAAAGAUCAAAGUGUCAACCUUCAAUGGAAAACCAGUUCCUAACAAGAACGUCUAUCUUUUGGAAGGUCAUAGGUGGUCUCCAACACUACUUCAAAAUCUUACUACAGAUAUUUAUGGAUUGGCCAGCUUCUCAUUUAAUACAUCUGAUCACUCUAAAACACAGAUUUCGCUACUGGCAAGUGUCUAUCCAGACAACCAAUACCGUGGACGCAAAAAACCCUUCUUUACAGUCAGUGAUGCAAAUAUACCACUCCUCCAACCUGCUACACCUCACAGUCCAGUCUACAGUGAAUUAUCAAUAGAGAGCUUAGAGGAACCGAUUCCAUGUGGUUCUGAAAUUUCCAUAAACAUUAAGUACUACAUUGUUGGAGAAACUACUGAGAAUUACAGCACUGAUAUUAUAUACACAGUCUUGUCUAAAGGAGCCAUAGUCCAUCAUGGUUAUGAGAAAGUUGAAGUGAAAGAAUCCAAAAAGCUCAUAGAGGGAAAAGUCUCAUUCAGACUGUCUGUUGAUGCUGAACUGGCUCCUGUAGUGCAGGUUCUGGUGUACUGUGUGCUGCCCAGUGAGAACGUCAUCGCUGCUAGCAAGGAUUUUAAUGUUGAAAAAUGCUUCAGACACAAGGUCUCACUGCAGUUCUCUCCCACUGAGGCAGUUCCUGGUGAGGAAAACACUCUCCAGCUCUCAGCUCUGCCUGGUUCACUGUGUGGACUCAGUGCUGUGGAUCAGAGUGUGUUCAUCAUGGAGCCAGGAAAACGCCUCAAUGUUAGCGAGGUCUUUAACUUGUUGCCAGUGAAAUCAGUGUCAGGUUAUAACUAUGAAGUUGAAGAUGAGCAGGAGUGUUUGCAUGUUAGACCCAGACGGGAUGCACAGAUAGACCACGCUUACAACACUAUAAAGGGUGUGGGGCUCAAGAUGGUGACCAAUUUGGCUGUUAGAAAUCCAGAAUGCUUGUUCUACAGACGUCUUCAGUAUCAUCGCCAGUAUCAUCACUUUGGUGUUCAUCGUCAAGGUCGGCUCGGAUUCAGCCCUCCUGUAGUUUUUGCACGGCGUGUGAUGGACUCAACCCCUGAAUCCGAACCUAUUGAGACAGUUCGCAAAUUCUUCCCAGAAACUUGGAUAUGGCAACUUGCUGAAGUGGGAGACUCUGGAUCAGUACAGCUCCCUGUCACCGUUCCUGACACUGUCACCACUUGGGAGACGGAGGCUUUCUGUCUGUCCUCUAGAGGUCUGGGAGUGGCUCCUCCUGCUCAGCUUCGUGUCUUCCAGCCCUUCUUCCUGGAGCUCUCGCUGCCCUACUCCAUCAUCCGGGGAGAGGAGUUUGAGCUGAAGGCCACUGUCUUCAACUAUCUCUCCAAGUGCAUUAUGGUUAAAGUGACUCCAGCUCCUUCCUCACACUACACUCUGAAAGCCUCCUCUGAUGGAGAGUAUUCAUCCUGUCUGUGUGCAAAUGGUAGAAAGACCUUCAAAUGGACUCUUGUUCCCUCUGUGCUUGGGGUCCUAAAUGUGACAGUCAGUGCUGAGGCAGAACAGUCACAGACUGUGUGUGACAAUGAGAUUGUGAGUGUGCCUGAGAGAGGCCGCAUUGACACAGUCACACGGAGCCUGAUUGUACAGGCUGAAGGAUCUGAAAAGACCAAGAGCCAGAGCUGGUUGCUGUGUCCACAGGGUAACAGUGUUUCAGAGGAGAUGGAGCUGGUUCUUCCUGAAGAUGUGAUCAAGGGAUCAGCACGAGCUUCUGUUUCAGUACUUGGAGACGUAUUGGGCCGUGCACUAAAGAAUAUUGAUGGAUUGCUGAAGAUGCCAUAUGGCUGUGGAGAACAAAACAUUGCUCUCCUCGCCCCCAACAUCUACAUUCUUCAGUACCUGGAGAACACUAGACAGCUCACUGCAGCCAUCCGUGAGAGAGCUACAGGUUUCCUUAAGAGCGGAUAUCAGAGGCAACUGAACUACAAGCAUUUCAGUGGUGCAUACAGCACUUUCGGCAUGGGAGAGGGGAAUACAUGGUUAACUGCUUUUGUCCUGAGAACUUUUGGCAAAGCACAGCGUUACAUCUUUAUUGAUCCACAAAACAUUGACAGUGCAAAGAAAUGGCUGAUAAGUAAUCAGAGACCAGACGGCUGUUUUAUAAGACAAGGACGACUGUUCAACAACAGAAUGAAGGGUGGUGUAAAUGAUGAUGUAACAAUGACUGCUUACAUCACUGCAUCGUUGCUUGAAUUAGGCCAUACAGUGAAGGAUCCUGUUGUGAAUAAAGGAUUAUCAUGUCUAAAGUCCUCUAUUGGCAACCUGACAAACACCUACGCCACUGCACUGCUGGCCUACACUUUCAGUCUGGCUGGAGAGCAUGAUGUUCGAGAGCAGCUGCUGAAGAAGUUGGAUAGUGUUGCCAUUUCAGGAGAUGGUCGCCUUCACUGGUCUCAGUCAGCAUCAGAUGACUCUGACUCCUUAACAGUGGAGAUCAGCUCCUAUGUUCUGCUAGCUGUUCUCACUACAGCUGAAGUCACUGCUGCUGAUUUGGGCUAUGCUAACAGGAUUGUCAGCUGGCUGGUGAGGCAGCAGAAUCCCUAUGGUGGCUUCUCCUCCACGCAGGACACAGUGGUGGCCCUCCAGGCUCUGGCUCUGUACUCCACCAAAGUGUUCAGCUCUGAUGGCUCCAGCACAGUAACUGUGAAGUCAGAUAAAGAGAGUCACCACUUUGAUGUGACCCAGGACAACAAGUUACUGUACCAGGAGAGGCCACUGCAGGAUGUCCCCAGCAAAUACAGCAUUUCAGUGAAAGGCUCCACCUGCGUGUCUCUGCAGGUGACGCUUUUCUACAAUAUUCCCACUCCUACUGAAACCAAUACAUUGAGCAUCGAGGCUAAAACUGAUGGAAAUUGUACCAAAUCAUUUGGAUACAUUCUGUCCAUCAACUUCACAGUCACAUAUAAUGGGGAAUUAAACAGCACUAACAUGGUCAUAGUGGAUAUAAAAAUCUUAUCAGGAUUCACAGCAGAUCCCAGUGAUCUAAAAUACCGCCCACUUGUGGAACGGGUCGAUUCCAAAGAUGACCAUGUUAUCAUGUAUAUGAAAGAGGUCCCAAGGAAUUCUCCGAUGAAUUAUCAGCUACAUAUUAAACAGGUGCUUCCAGUCAAGAACCUCAAACCAGCUGUGAUCAAAGUUUAUGAUUACUACCAAACAAGUGACCAGUCUGAGACAGAGUACUCCUCCCCCUGUGUGUGAGCUCUCAGAUCUGCAGCCUCACAAUAUGAGACACAGAGAAGACUUGGUUCCCUGUUUUAUCCUGAGUUUAUCUUAACUUUAAUCAGAUGUUUAAUUUCUUUUACACUGAAAUAAAUAUGAUUUUCAAGCAACAUGUGCUGCUUUUAUAGACAGUUCUAAAGGGUAAUCUUUGUGCUAAAAUAUAUAACAUGCCCUAUAAAGGUGAGUGACAGUCAACUCAAGCCUUUUUAAUUCAACAGAGAUGAAAUUUGCUGCACAAUGAUUUCACAGUGUGGUAGAACAAAUCAAGGGCCUGGAACCAGAGGAGAAGAAGUAGCUAUUGAAAGUGUUUAACAAAAAAGCCAAAUAAACUUUAAGCUCACUGUA